This is a messenger RNA of Microdochium trichocladiopsis, 1704 nucleotides long. Its product is annotated as threonine dehydratase-like protein. Gene Ontology annotation, biological process: L-threonine catabolic process. The coding region runs from base 1 to 1704 and encodes 567 amino acids. The record is from RefSeq and is a predicted model, not a curated record. NCBI's taxonomy places the organism in Eukaryota, Fungi, Ascomycota, Sordariomycetes, Xylariales, Microdochiaceae. Gene Ontology annotation, molecular function: threonine deaminase activity; pyridoxal phosphate binding. The transcript has a single exon.
AUGACAGCCGGCAUCAAUGGCAAUGGCGGCCAUGAAGCCCUGCAUGCUCGCAAUCUCUCUCUCACCGGUCUUUCCCUGACCGAGUACAGCGCGAAUCCCUCGCCGCCCUCCGAAGACCACGACGACAAAAUCAGAGCCACCAUCCCCGCCGACUUCAUCCUGCCCAAUGGCCGUCCAGACUACCUGCGGCUCAUUCUUGGUUCUAGAGUUUACGAGGCCUGCAACGAGACAGCUCUUACACACGCCGCCAAUCUCUCGAAUCGUCUCGAGUGUCGAGUCCUGCUCAAGCGCGAGGACGAGCAGCCAGUCUUCAGCUUCAAGCUGCGGGGCGCCUAUAACAAGAUGGCCCAUCUUGAUCGUCAUCAGAGCUGGAAGGGAGUCGUCGCCUGCUCCGCCGGCAAUCAUGCCCAGGGUGUGGCCUACUCAGCUCGCCAGCUAAAAAUCCCUGCUACCAUCGUGAUGCCUCAGGGCACCCCAAGCAUCAAGCACCGGAAUGUCUCGCGACUUGGCGGUUGCGUUGUCUUGCACGGAGCAGAUUUUGAUGCUGCUAAGGAGGAAUGUGCUCGGUUGGAGAAAGCACAUGGGCUGAUCAACAUUCCACCUUUUGACGAUCCCUACGUCAUUGCUGGCCAGGGCACUAUUGGAAUGGAGCUGCUGAGGCAAACAAACAUUCAGAAGCUGGAAGCCAUCUUCUGCUGCGUAGGCGGUGGUGGCCUCAUUGCUGGCAUUGGUGUCUAUGUUAAGCGUAUCGCUCCACACGUCAAGAUCAUUGGCGUGGAAACCGAGGAUGCCAACGCCAUGGUUCAAUCGCUACGGGAAGGCAGACGAGUCGUACUCAAGGACGUGGGACUCUUUGCUGAUGGCGCUGCAGUCAAGACCGUUGGAGAAGAGACUUUCCGCAUCUGUCAGGAAGUGGUUGAUGAAGUGAUCCUUGUCAACACUGAUGAGACAUGUGCCGCCAUCAAGGACGUCUUUGAGGACACACGUUCUAUUGUUGAGCCUGCCGGAGCUCUCGCAUUGGCCGGUCUCAAGAAAUACGUCGCAGCACACCCAUCCAGCGAUGUGAACAGGUCUCUUGUUGCCAUUGCUAGCGGUGCCAACAUGAACUUCGAUCGCCUCCGGUUUGUGGCCGAACGCGCAGCGCUUGGUGAGGGCAAAGAGGCACUAUUAUGCGUUAGCAUCCCAGAGCGACCUGGGAGCUUCGCAGAGCUCAUCAGCUACAUUAUGCCGCAUGCUGUGACCGAGUUCUCCUAUCGCUAUGCCACUGACCAGGUAGCCAACGUUCUGGUGGGCAUAUCACUGACGUCGAGUGUAGCGGAGAGGUCCAACGAGCUCCGGUCGCUCAUGGGGCGCAUCGAGGGCGCUGGCAUGCAAGUCACUGAUCUUUCUGGUGAUGAGCUGGCCAAAUCACAUGUGCGCUAUCUCGUCGGAGGUCGAUCGAGUGUGGCAGAUGAGCGCCUAUAUAUGUUCAACUUCCCUGAGCGGCCUGGAGCACUUGAGAAGUUCCUAGGGAUGCUUCGAUUACGGUUUAACAUCAGCCUCUUCCAAUACCGCAACGGGGGUAGUGAUGUUGGCAAGGUCCUCACAGGCAUCCGUUGUCCCGAUGCUGACCUUGGGGAGCUGACAAGAUCGCUCAACGAGAUUGGCUACCCCUGGGAGGACUGCACACACAGUCCCGUUUUCAAGACAUUCCUGCGGAGCUGA